Molecule: messenger RNA, 5785 nt
Organism: Nicotiana tabacum (common tobacco)
Lineage: Eukaryota; Viridiplantae; Streptophyta; Magnoliopsida; Solanales; Solanaceae
Source: RefSeq, a predicted model, not a curated record
ACUAGGAGGAGAUUAAAUUCCUUAAGGAAACACUGUGAAUUCAGUGGGUUCGAAUUAAUUUUUGUUUCAGUUAUAUCAUUUAUAUUUACGUAUGUUACUGCUGUAGGUAGCUGAUAAAGAGGAUAACAUAUAUCUAAGAGUGGAAAAGUUAAAACUUGCUCUUCCAUUAUUCCAUAUUUAUACCAGAUAAGAAGUACUAUACAGGAAACAACAACAAUCUUCUUCUAGCUCUCUUCAGAUUUUCGAAUGUAUAGCUGAAAUCCAUGGCUGUUGUUGCAAUGUUUUUGCCUAACUGUCUCUUCAAUAUUCUUAGGCAUUCACUUUAUAAAUUUUAAUUUGCAUGAUCGUUAUUUUUCUUUAAACUUUCAAAGACUACUCUUUCAGUUCUUUUCGUCUUCACAGUUCAGUGUUACAUUUAAUUUCGAUUAUGCUUUUCUUUCAAUUUUUGCCUAAACUUUUUCAAGUUUUCUUCGCCCUUUCCAGUUUCAUGGCUGAAAUUAGUGACUAAUGUUGUCCUUUUCUUCUGAUCCUCUUAAAUUUUCCACAUCUGCUCUGCUUAGGGAAGUUAUUAUGAGUUCCCAAGUUGGUAAUUUGUUAAAUCUCUCAUCAACUAGAAAGUCUUAUUUUGACAUAUUUCAAAUACUAGAUAUUUUCGUUUCUAUAUAUCUUACUGCGUCAAGAGAAACCAAAAUGAAUUUUUCGAUUUUUUAGCAUAUUUCUUCUUCCUACUUGAAAUGAUGGUAUGGCUCCUCAUUUUUCAGUUUUUGUUUCUUAUUCAGAUGUAUUCUAUGUUUUGGAUAUUUAUGCUUCUGCAACUGUGAAAGAAUUCCCUAGCAAAAGUUUAGAUUUGUAUCUUAAUUUUGGCUACAAAAAUUAAAUAUGUAAUUCAAGCCUCAAUCCUUAGAAAAAUAUUCAGGGAAUAGAAAAGUUGCAGAGAUAUCGAAUAUGAAUCAUAACAAUGAUGAGCACUUUGGAAAAAUAUAUGCUGACAAAUUAAGAGGACUAAGAGAUGUGCAUUACAUAAACUAAAUUUUCUACACGUUAAAAUUCUUGAAAUACCACUUUAUUGUUUUUAAGAUACGCCAUCAUCGGUUUCUUUCAAAGACUGUCUUCCUAAUCUUGUGCAAGAGAUCAGGGAUUAGCAUACACUCUUUCUUAGUUGCUCAUCUAAUUUAGGAGAGCUAUUCCAAUGAAAGAGGGUUCUUAAAUUCCUAAAAUUCUAUUUGCUAGGUCAUAAGUUGAUUAUUGUUUCUUUUGAGCUUCUAGAUCGUAUAUGCAAAGUGAUUGAUUAUUUUAAUAAAAAGUCCUUUUUGAUGGAACUGAAUCUUGGACCCCACACAACCGGAAGACUUGGAGCAGCUAAGAGGGCUUUUUUUAACUUUAUUUUGUUGAGAAAGAUGGUCAUCUAAUUAAAAUUUAUUUCCUUUUCUUUUAAGUGUUGGGACAAGCUAAUGAGACAAGUAUUUUGACAUAGCAAUUUAUUAUACUAAUAGAUGCUGAAUCUUUCACUAGGUUCAGUCAAAGAAAUAUUUAAAUAGUAUAUUCUAGAGGUAUUGAUUUUAUCUCCUCUAACCAAAACCAUUGAUUGUAUGGACAAUGCAUCUCAGACGGUCCAUUAAAAUGCAAGUUGGUUCUGUCUCUCAUUGCAUCUAUGCCUGCUAAAUUACACUUUUGUGUUUGAUUGUUUUAUUUUUUAUUUGAUAAUAUCUAAUUUUCUUAAAACAUUCUUCUAUUUGUUGUUUGUUAUGCAUCCUUAUAGCCGUAUAUGCAUUAUCUCUACAGAAAGAUUGAAAUUAAAAUAUUAUUUUUCCAUUGAGGUGAUAUCUUGGGAUGUUAAUUGAAUAUUACAGUAGAAAGGAAGAAGGUUAAUCAGUCUUGUAAACAUGCAUUAUAGUUUGCUAAAUGAUUAAUCCAUAUUAUAUAAACAGAUUAAGUUCUUGAAUUUUUAAGUUUUAAAGUAAGAUAUAUAAAGUUUUCAGAAAAAUGGUGCAUCCAGCACAUGAAGUGAUUUGCAAGUUGUCUUCAAGAAAUUUUUUAUUAAAUUUAUAUUUUGGGUUCUGAAAUGCUAUUCCUUUUGGGUAUCGGUUACUUUCAGUUAAAGCUAUAAUUGACUUGGAGAAACAAGCUGCUAAUGACACACUAGGUGAAAGAAAGAUUUGUAUAACCUGACUGUUUGUUGAUUCUGAGAAGCAACUAAAUCUUUUUACUUAGCUCCAUACUUCUUCAUUUGUCAAACUUCAUAAGAGGAUUUUGAUCAAGUGUUGAGUCAAAAGGUGUAUUGCACUUCUCUAAGCUAUAAUUAUAGAAAACUUGUGCAUAAAUUUUUCCUGUAAUUAGAUAGUUAUGAUCUAGUGUUGAAACCUUAGUUGCGAAUAUAUUUCUUAGUUUCAUUUAUUGCAAUUCAAUUUGAGCCAAAUGAAAAUGUUCUAACCAUAAAAUAUUAUGGCAAGGACAGUAAAGACAAAGUUGUAAAUGGUAGUGAUCCAUGUGUGUUGAAAAAUUGUGGUAAAGUUUAUAAUUGGGCCUUUUAAAUGCUGAUGUUGCUAUAUGACUGCUAGGUAGCUCUAUGCCAUACAGUUAGAAGCUGAAUAUUCUGAUUUAAUGUAGUAUGCAAGACCACUAGGAAGUGAUAGUAGGUAGACAAUUGAUCACAUAAAAUCACAUUCAUUGAGUUAAGAGGUGUGUGUAAGAAAUUUAUGCUCUAUUCAUUUAUUCUUUUGAUGAGAAUCAGUUUCUGUUCAUGUCCUCUAUCUAAAGUUACCAAGAUCCACCACUGAUACUUUGAAUGGCCACGCUCAAUGCAGUUAAAUUUUGGCUGCUCAGUGAUUGUUAUUUGAAUCUGCAGGUAAUAUCAUGUAAAUUCAUUUUCUUCGUUUUGAUUUCAAAUUCAAUUUUAGGGUUGUUUGACAUAAAUUUUAUAUAUUUGAUUGAUAUCUUUAUUUUUGAAGAUUUGUAUGUGACUUUGGUAAUAUUUGAUUUUUGAAAUAAGUAGAGUCACUUAAGAACAAGUAUCUGAUUUCAAGUUGCCUCAUAUAACACUAAGCCGAUGAAUCUAUCUCUCUUGCGAAAAGUCAUUAUGAGAAUACUACGAGAGGUAGCUAGAUUUUGUGAAGGUCCUUUGCUAGAUUGUGCCAGCAAUGUAGAAUAUAUGGAUGAAUAUCUAGGUUAUCCAGAAGGAUAAGUAGUGCAAGUCCCUCGAGCCAUAUGCACAUUCCAGCGCUGCUUGGAGGCAUUUAGAAUUUAUAUUAGUAAGCUACUAAAUAAAAAUUUCUUAUCAUCUCAUCCAAUGAUGAUAGAAACUUUCUAGAUUUCAAUGAUAAUAAAAUAAAUUGUAUGGCUUUGCAGAGUAUGGUAGCAAUAGUAGAAAUGACAGGAGAUCGAGUAGAGGUUAACGUUAAUGAAAAUCGACAAGAAAAAGCAAUCUGGUUCUAUAUACUUGUGGAGUGAUGGGUUCCAUUAGCGCCUCAUGUCAUGUCUUUUAAGCAUUGUAGUUUUUUUGCUUUUGAAGUAGGAAUACGUUAUGUCUUUUUAUGGAAUUUAGCUUUUUUUAUUUUAAACUUGUAAUUUCAAACAGAGUAAACUGUCAUGCCAAAGAAUUUUUUAUGUACUGUAUAGUGUAUACAACCAAAUAUUAUAUAUUGUGUAUUUGUAUGGAUGUUUUAUAUUCAGCUAUUCAGUUCCCCUAUUGCAACUAUUAUAAUUAAUUUUCUGCUAUAAUCAAUUUUAUGCUUGUGUGAAAUCGAAAUAUACUACCACCGCAGAAGUGUUGGGCCCCACGGGCAAUUAUAACAGAAGAAAAAGUGUGGGAAGGGAAGAAGAAAAAGGUUUUGAAGACCUACUUUGACUUGGCAUUUCUUCAAUAUUAAAUAAGUAUUCGCUAACGCAAUUUUUCAAGUGUUUUGACUAUUGAAUGAUUGUGGGCGGAAAUGUGUUACACCUAAACACGUUAAUAGUUUAGUUUAAAUUUCCAAAAUCCGAAUUCUAGACUCAAGAUCAUGGCUUCCGUCGAUUUAGGGAAUCCAUCUAACAAACAAACAGUGACUGUCACCGGAGUUGAAGAAACCCUAGACCGAAUCAGUCAAUUGCCGGAAUCACUCAUGAUUCAAAUUCUCUCUCUUUUGCCAACCAAGGAGGCAUUCAGAAGCUGUAUUCUAUCAAAAAGGUGGCAGUAUCUCUGUACUUCAGUUUAUAAUCUAAAUUUCACUGACGCUGAUAAUAUGCCACAAGAAGCCUUUAUAUCCUAUGUAGACUCUGCCUUAGCUCGUUGCACUUCUUCCAAAAUCAAAAUAUUCCAGCUCACUUUCGGUUGGCAGCAUGUUUACUGGUCGCAAUACAGCCAAUGGCUGGCAUUUGCUGUCGAAAAAGAAACGGAACAUGUUGAAUUGAAGUCAUUUGGUGAUGAUUAUGACAUUUUCACAUUGCCUCAAUUCAUCUACACUUGUUCGUCGUUGAUAACAUUGAAAUUGAUCCGCUGUGCACUUGAUAAAGAAGUAAUUAUAGCGUGGAAGUCGCUAAAGAGCUUAGUGUUGAUCGAUAUGGUGUUAGAUGGUGACGAUAUUGUGAACCUACUCUCAGGUUCUCCUGCUUUGGAAACUUUGGAAUUUAAUGUAUGCAUGGGUUUCCGUCGUCUCGAAAUUAGUUCGUCAAAUUUGAAGAGACUAAAUAUUAAAAGCUGGAGGUUGUUGGAUGUCGAAGAUGAUCAUUCCUUGGAAAUUUUUGCGCCAUAUCUUCAGCAUUUGGAGAUCUCUGGAAGUAUUUCUGAUCUCAAGUGCAGGCUACUAAAUGUAUCCUCUCUGGUCAAUGCUAAACUUACUUUCAACAAUGAUUGCGAAAAAGAUAUUCAGGAUUGGAAUGGAUAUCAUGUCGAUGAUGCAGUGGACAGUUGUCGUGAUUAUCAUCAAUCAUUUAUCAUCGUCGUGCAAGAUUAUCUUCAAAAGUUAAGUAAUGUGACCAACCUCACAAUUGGAACAUGGUUAACAGAGGUCCUGUGCAUGCUGCAGCUCGAAGAGGUGCCAAUUCCAGAACUAAAAUGCAAAUAUCUAACACUAAAGUUACAUUUAAAAAAGCUUAAUUUGUGUGGGGUAGCUAGCCUUUUGCGAGCCUCGCCUCAUGUGGAGACACUCAACAUAGACGUGGCAACGAUGAGUCUUCAUGAUUCCUUCUGUCACUUUAAGUUAAGAUAUUUGGCCAAAGGAGAUAAUGUUGAUUUGCGGAUAUGGACUUCAAGCUUUGUGUUUCCCAGCCUCAAGAAUGUUAAGAUUGUCAACUCCUUGGGGGUGUGCUUGAAGGAUCAUUUCAAACCGGGCUGUGACAAGCUUUUCGAACUUUCAAAAAUUCUGUUAAAGAACGCGACUGUUUUGGAGAAGUUCUUUAUCGUAUCAAAGAAAAGAAAGUGCAGGAGAUGUUCAACGGACUGUGUGUCCCAAUAUUUUCUUCAAUUGGCUGAGAAAUUGUUAGGUUGUCCAAGAUCCUCCACCAAUUCUGUGAUUCUCUUCCAAGAGUGAGCUUUUCAUGAUCUGACUGCCAGUAGUUUCCUGUGGCAGUAUAUACAAGAAAUGUUGACUUAUAUUGAGUUCUUGGUAAGCUGCUCAUGCUAUCAUGAAUUUUAACUUCUCUAUAAGCUUGUAACUAAUUACUUUUUAUUAUUGGCCUUACCCAUGUGGCAUACCAAAUGUUAUUGUAUCUUGGUUUAUCAUGAUUCAUGAAGUAUUUCUUUGUUGCAUUUUAGGUGGUGCACAUGCGCCUUGAAAUUUUCUGGCGACUCUUAGCAAGUCACAUUUUUUUA